Molecule: messenger RNA, 3088 nt
Organism: Zingiber officinale
Lineage: Eukaryota; Viridiplantae; Streptophyta; Magnoliopsida; Zingiberales; Zingiberaceae
Product: serine/threonine-protein kinase EDR1-like
Exons: 17
Coding region: 404-2809 (801 amino acids)
Biological process (GO): protein phosphorylation
Molecular function (GO): protein kinase activity; ATP binding
Source: RefSeq, a predicted model, not a curated record
UUUAGGUCAAUGGAUUUAAAAUCUGGAGGGUCAACAGUUCGCGUAGGAAAGGAGAAGGGCCGACUCGACACUGUUCUAUCGUGAUCUCGGCUUUCGUGUCCGAGUGAGGAAGGAAAUCGGAAUUGGAGAGAUCGAGGAACGGCGUUGGGCGGCGUCCGCGGUCGAGCGGCAGGAAGCAGCGCCCGGUGGAGGGUCGCGCGGCGGGUAAGGAUCCUUUUCCGGUCCUUCGUCAAUCAGAUCAGAGUGUACAGCAGUUGGAUCGUGUAGGUUUCAGGAAUAAUGGUAGUAGACAAUUUAGACAAAAAAUUCCUUCAACAUACUUGGUGUUACUUUGUCAACAAAUUUCAUUUAUGGGGUGAGAAGUAAGAAGCAAGGCACUAUCAUAUGUUCUAUUCUUUGAAAAAUGGAGUUGUCAGGUGAUUCAGAACGAUCUGAAUCAGGGACCUCUAAUGCCGCUUGGUGGCCUUCUGAUAUUAUAGAAAAUUUGAAGUCUGUUAGUCUAUCUCCUCGUGAAGACACAUUGACUACUGAAGCCUCUAUAUGCAAUCUGAAGCAUUCUCAACACUCGCCAAAGGCAGCUUCUCAAAUUUUGUGGUCCACUGGAUCUUUUUCAGGAUUAAUACCUAAUGGUUUCUAUUCUAUCAUUCCUGAUAAGAAACUUAUGGAGCUUUUUAACACUAUUCCAUCUCCAGAUGAUGUGUAUUCUCUUGGUUUGGAAGGGUCUAAGGCUGACAUAAUCCUUGUCGACUUUGACAAGGACAAGAAACUCUCCAUGCUAAAGCAGUUAAGUGCAGCAAUGGUGAAAGGAUUACAUGCAAAUCCUGCUUUAGUAAUAAAAAAAAUUGCUGGUUUGGUUUUUGACUUUUAUAAGCGUCCAAAUUCAGAGAUCACUACUACAAAAACUUCGACAGAUGAUAUUUUUCAUUCAUUGGAUGAUAGAAGCAUCCAACUUCUGGGGCAUAUCAGGCAAGGCUCUUGUCGACCUCGGGCAAUUUUGUUUAAAGUCCUAGCAGAUGCUGUUGGUCUUGAGACCAAACUCGUGGUGGGUCUACCUAGUGAUGGUGGUACUGAGUGCAUAGAUUCAUUCAAGCAUAUGUCUGUGGUAGUUGUGCUAAAUUCUGUGGAGUUACUUAUAGAUCUUAUGCGUUAUCCCGGACAGUUAAUUCCAUUUUCAACCAAAGCCAUAUUUAUAUCUCAUAUUUCUGCAGCAGGGGAGAGCGAUUCCGCUGAGUAUGAUUCUUGUGAUUCUCCCCUUGAACCAAACAGCCCUUUAUAUGGGCUGUCUGACAAAGUUGAAGCUUCAGGCAGUUCAGAAAAUAGUGAAAGUUUCCAUUUAGCGUCUCAACGGAGAGUUGAAACAUCUAACCUACUUGAUCAUUCCCUACGUCGAGUUAUGCUGAGAUCAACUACUAUGGCUGAGGGAAAUUUAAGUGAACCAGACCUCGCAAAUGCUUUUUGGAGACGUAGCCGGAGGAAGGCUGUUGCUGGUGGACGUACAGCCAGUUCAAGUCCAGAGCAUCCCCUAUUUAGGGCACGAGGGCGGUCAAUGCUUGGUGGUGAUAGACAAUCAUUUAGAGCAUAUGCAGAUGAUGUAAUUGUUUCAAGGUCUGAUGGUGCAUCAACAUCUGAUGCACGCAGGAUGCGAAGAAGAAGCAUUAGCAUUACACCUGAAAUUGGUGAUGAUAUUGUCAGGGCUGUUCGAGCAAUGAAUGAAACUUUGAAACAAAAACGCCUUCUAAGGGAUCAUGAUGGUGAAGGUUCUGGAUCCUCUGUAGAUGAUAAGGAUGGACCAAACAUUUUACCAACUAAUGAUGAAGUAUCUGCAUCUAAUAAUUUCCGAAAGCAAUCGGGUUCUACCCAGAAGGCUAUGUCAUUACCUUCAUCUCCCCAUGAAUAUGGCGGUCCAACUUCAGAAGGGGGGCACUUCCUCAGAACAGAAGUCAUGGAGUCAAAUUUGAACAAGAUUUUGCAGUCAUCUACCCUUAUGAAUAAGCCCAUAUUACCAUUUGAUGAAUGGAACAUUGAAUUCUCAGAGUUAACUGUCGGAACACGAGUUGGAAUAGGAUUUUUUGGAGAAGUUUUCCGAGGCAUAUGGAAUGGUACUGAUGUUGCAAUAAAAGUUUUUCUAGAACAAGAUCUAACAACUGACAACAUAGAAGAUUUCUGCAAUGAGAUAUCUAUACUCAGUCGUCUUCGGCACCCUAAUGUUAUUUUAUUCCUUGGGGCAUGCAUGAAACCUCCACACUUUUCAUUGAUAACAGAGUACAUGGAGAUGGGAUCAUUGUAUUAUCUUAUACAUACAAGUGGCCAGAAAAAAAGGUUAAGUUGGCGUAAGAGAUUAAAAAUGCUCCGUGAUAUUUGCAGGGGUUUGAUGUGCAUACAUCGUAUGAAAAUAGUUCACCGUGAUCUUAAAAGUGCAAACUGCCUUGUGGAUAAACAUUGGACAGUUAAGAUAUGUGAUUUUGGCCUCUCGCGAGUAAUAAUAGAUGGUCCAAUGAGAGAUAAUGCUUCUGCCGGAACACCUGAAUGGAUGGCUCCUGAGCUCAUUCGCAAUGAACCAUUUACUGAGAAAUGUGAUAUUUUUAGCCUUGGGGUUAUAAUGUGGGAGCUUUGCACUUUGAAUAGGCCAUGGGAAGGCAUACCGCCAGUUCAAGUAGUUUAUGCGGUUUCUAACGAAGGGAAAAGGCUGGAGAUUCCUGAAGGCCCUCUAGGCAGCCUAAUAUCAGAUUGUUGGGCAGAGCCUUCUGAACGACCGAGCUGCCAGGAAAUCCUUACCCGCCUUCUUGACUGUGAAUACUCUCUUUGUUGAUUCUUAUGCUGAUUGUGACAUGUACAGCAACCAUACAUCACUAAGGUUUCGUCCGCGUUUCUGUAAGUCAAUUUUCUGUCGGGUUUUAAGAUCUCAAGUCUCCCGACUCCUGUGCAUUGGCCAUUCAUGAUUAAUCCCACUUUGAUUUUGGUACUUAAAUUUCACAUGUUGCUGGCUGCAGAAAAAGUCAGGACACUCACAAUGUCCAAUAAGAAUUUGAAUUGCAAUGCUCAACAUCAGAAACUUGGUUUUUUAAUUGAGUUAGGAUCUUCUAUCAUA